AAGGACGCGUGAUCAUAAUUCAGUGACAUCCAAUUCUCAGAAUACAUUUACAAAACUCAUCUUCACUUUGUAAGGUCUAUAACGAUCGCAGAAACUCCACUCUCUUCUCUGAUUUUGCUAUCAACUCAAUCGAAGAUCCCGCGAAAAUGAACGAUGCAGAUGUAUCUAAGCAGAUCCAGCAGAUGGUGCGGUUUAUCCGCCAAGAAGCCGAAGAGAAAGCCAACGAGAUCUCCGUUUCUGCUGAAGAAGAAUUCAAUAUAGAGAAGUUGCAGUUGGUGGAGGCAGAGAAGAAGAAGAUCAGGCAAGAGUAUGAACGGAAGGAGAAGCAAGUCGAGAUUCGAAAGAAAAUUGAAUACUCCAUGCAGCUCAAUGCUUCUAGAAUCAAAGUUCUUCAAGCUCAAGAUGACUUGGUUAAUUCCAUGAAAGAUGCUGCAGCAAAGGAGCUUCUGAAUGUGAGUCGUGAUCACCAUUCAUAUAAAAAGCUUCUGAAGGAACUCAUUGUUCAGAGUUUGCUGAGACUGAAAGAGCCUGCAGUCUUGCUUCGUUGCCGUGAAGAUGACCAACAUUUGGUGGAAUCUGUCCUCCACUCGGCAAAGCAGGAAUAUGCAGAAAAAUUAAAUGCCCAUCCACCUGAGAUUUUAGUGGACACUCGUGUCUAUCUUCCACCUGCGCCUACCCAUUAUAAUGCCCAUGGUCCAUACUGCUCCGGAGGUGUAGUGCUUGCUUCUCGAGAUGGGAAGAUUGUCUGUGAGAAUACACUUGAUGCACGAUUGGAUGUUGUAUUUCGUAAAAAGCUUCCAGAGAUCCGGAAGCGGCUUUUUGGUCAAGUUGUUGCAUGAUGGUCGGAUUAUCCUAUUACCCCUAUGAUUAUUUAUGUUCGAACCUUUAAAUUUGGUCGUUGACCAUAGACUUUAUGGUUCUGUUUGUUUGGCGCAUUUCAAUUUUCAGGUUUCUUGCAUACCUUUUGUUUGUAGAAAUUAGUGAAAUGUUUGUUUAGUUUGCCGUGUUUAUCUUUCUGGUAUGGCCAGGCACUGAUUUUUUAUUUAUAUAAAUAACCGAAACAAGCGUUGUUUUAA
Messenger RNA from Mangifera indica (mango), 1076 nucleotides. RefSeq names its product V-type proton ATPase subunit E. Gene Ontology annotation, biological process: proton transmembrane transport. The coding region runs from base 147 to 839 and encodes 230 amino acids. The record is from RefSeq and is a predicted model, not a curated record. The transcript has 6 exons. Gene Ontology annotation, cellular component: proton-transporting two-sector ATPase complex, catalytic domain. Lineage: Eukaryota; Viridiplantae; Streptophyta; Magnoliopsida; Sapindales; Anacardiaceae. Gene Ontology annotation, molecular function: proton-transporting ATPase activity, rotational mechanism.